GGCCUUAAAUGCCCCUCGUCACCAACAUACUAUUUAUUUUCCCACUCUAAAAACCAUAAACUACAUUAAUAACAUACAACCCACUACCACAUUCUUCUCAACAACAACAUUUCGCGACAACGAUCGCUGACAUAAAUCAACCAAAUUAUUAUCGAUUUUAAUCUAAUCGCUACAAAAAGAAAAAUCUAGUCUACCGUCAACAUGCCUAAGAAUAAGGGAAAAGGUGGUAAGAAUCGUCGUCGUGGAAAGAACGAGAACGACAAUGAGAAGCGCGAGUUGACCUUCAAGGAAGAAGGACAAGAAUAUGCCCAAGUAGUCAAAAUGCUCGGAAACGGUCGUUUAGAAGCACAGUGCUUCGACGGCGCCAAGCGACUGGCCCAUAUUCGCGGCAAGCUGCGAAAGAAGGUCUGGAUCAACAACGGCGAUAUCAUCCUACUCAGUCUUCGUGACUAUCAAGACGAGAAGGGCGACGUCAUCCUCAAGUACUCGGCCGACGAGGCCCGGUCCCUCAAGGCCUAUGGCGAGUUGCCCGAGAGCGCCAAGAUCAAUGAGACCGAUACCUACGGCCCCAACGACGAGGGCGAGUGUGGCUUCGAGUUCGACGAGGACCGCGACUCCGAGUCCGAAACCGAAGGUGCCAACGCCGGUGGCAAGGAUGUCGAUAUCGACGAUAUUUAAAUUACUCUUCUAUGGAACUGCCACCCACCUAGGUCUCCUGGUCAUAUCACAUUCACAAAUGCCUAUAAUUUUACUAGGUGUAUACUGUGGUGAUAGACUUUUAGACCAGGGGGAAAUGUCUGUCUUCUCUCUCAAACUCAGAUCUCCUCGUCUUUACGAAUUCAUCACCCCAUGAUCUGGGUUCCGCGACAGUCGGGCGAAGCAGUUCUAGCAAGGCAAAACGACAGGGUAUAUAUGGUGGGAGAGACGUCAUUAGCCCCUUGUCGUUUGGCAAUUCUACUCGAUAGUUAACGAUGACCUUUCUUCCGUCACCGUUAUUUCCUCCCUCCCCCUUUUUACCAAUUCUCGGAUUCUCGUGACCUUGCUUUUUCUUUGGCAUGACCUAAGGAAGUCAAAAUGGAAUAAAGAAGAAAGAUGGAAGUGGUGGUUUUGGAGAAAAAAAAA
This is a messenger RNA of Hypoxylon fragiforme, 1122 nucleotides long. RefSeq lists its product as uncharacterized. Gene Ontology annotation, cellular component: cytoplasm. Gene Ontology annotation, biological process: translational initiation. NCBI's taxonomy places the organism in Eukaryota, Fungi, Ascomycota, Sordariomycetes, Xylariales, Hypoxylaceae. Bases 202 to 678 code for a protein of 158 amino acids. The transcript has 3 exons. Gene Ontology annotation, molecular function: RNA binding; translation initiation factor activity. The record is from RefSeq and is a predicted model, not a curated record.